Messenger RNA from Penaeus chinensis, 992 nucleotides. RefSeq names its product ras-related protein Rap-1b-like. The transcript has 6 exons. The record is from RefSeq and is a predicted model, not a curated record. Lineage: Eukaryota; Metazoa; Arthropoda; Malacostraca; Decapoda; Penaeidae. Gene Ontology annotation, molecular function: GTPase activity; GTP binding. Bases 1 to 735 code for a protein of 244 amino acids.
AUGUAUUGUGGAUCACCAAUGGACGGGCGUCGGAGGCACAAAGAACAGGAGGAUAAAGACUGUCUUUCGCCCGUGAUUGUCCCACACAAUGCCUCGGUGCUAAAGUUAGAAUACGGUUCGGGAAUGUGGAUAAGAAAUUAUGCCGAUGACAAUGAGGAUAAGAGUCAAAGAAAACGAAUAUGUGGAGAGCGGCACGGGGAGCACGGCCUCUUCCACGCCCUGGAGAUCCUGGACACGGCCGGCUCGCACCAUUUCCCGGCCAUGCGAGAGCUCUCCAUCCGCUCCGGGCGCGCCUUCGUCAUAGUGUUUGCCGUCAACAACGAACAGAGCUUCUACGAGGCUCAGUCGCUCUGGAACCUCAUUACCAAAAUAAAAGGUAGCGACGGCGCCCCCGUGGUCGUGGUGGGGAACAAGGUCGACCUCGACCGAGAGCGAGUCGUGAGCUUCCAGAGGGCACAGGACUGGGUCGAUACAGACAUGAGCAACGCCUCCUACCUCGAGACGUCAGCCAAGUAUAACAUCAACGUAGGAGAGCUGUUCAAGCAGUUGCUGAUCAGGACCUACGGAUUGGCCAAUAACGAGAUGGCCCCUACAGGAGCUCGAGGUCGUCUCAAGUCGUUGGGGAACAUAAUGGAGGUCGUCCGGAGGAGGUCCUUCAGCCUCGCCCAAGCCGCCUCCUGCAGCGCCAUACCCGACCACCCGGAUAUACGAGACCAGAAGUGCGCUAUUCUGUAAACCUGUAACGAAUGUGACCUGUAACUAAGAAGGAGUGUCUUGAAGAGGAUCUGGAGGGUGACGUAUAGACCUGAGGGUGGAUUAAGAGGUGUCUGAUGGAGGGAGUGUGACCUGUAAUUAGAUGGAGGACCCGGGAUAUAGAGGGUGACCUGUAGUUAGUAAUCUGGAGAGAGAGAGAGGAGAAACCUGAAGGUGACCUGUAACGUCAAGUAGGUAAUUUUUCUUUAGGGUGACCAAAAAAAAAGGAGAUCGUGACC